This is a messenger RNA of Vigna umbellata (rice bean), 657 nucleotides long. The record is from RefSeq and is a predicted model, not a curated record. NCBI's taxonomy places the organism in Eukaryota, Viridiplantae, Streptophyta, Magnoliopsida, Fabales, Fabaceae.
GGGUCGCUCCUCACGUGCACCCUGCAGACUUCAUCACACGAGUUGAGAGACACGUCACGUGUUUGCUUUGAGAAAACUCACACACCCACCACACGGUGAGUCGUCACGAACACGAACCCAAGGAAUUGCAAUCGGAUCGUUUCGUAGUCACAGCACCUCAGUCUCGUAACUGGUGCCUCCUUUCACUGUUCGCUUCUCUCGUCUUCUACCAAGCCAUGGACCUCGAUCCUCGUCAAUACGAAAACGCUAUAAAUGAUAAUGACAUCCACAGUGUUGUUCUGUCAUAUCUCAUACACAAUUGCUACAAAGAAUCAGUAGAAUCAUUCAUUACUAGCACUGGGACAAAGCAGCCUGCAGAUUAUUUGGAGGACAUGGACAAAAGGAAAAGAAUCUUUCACUUUGCACUAGAGGGAAAUGCACUCAAGGCCAUUGAGCUUACUGAGCAGCUAGCACAGGAUAUUUUAGAGAAGAAUAAGGAUUUGCAGUUUGAUCUACUAAGCCUUCAUUUUGUUGAGCUUGUGUGCUCCAGGAAAUGCACAGAAGCUUUGGAGUUUGCUCAGACCAAGCUGGGCCCUUUUGGAAAGGAGCCCAAAUAUAUGGAAAAACUUGAAGUAUGUCUGGAUUUCACAUAGCUUUUUUGUGAUGUAUGUGUGUGAC